AUGAGUAAAUAUGCAUUCACAAAGUCAGAAACUGUCAUUUUGUCAGUUUCAGGUGGACUGUUGCGUUUUUGGACCAAACCCAUGGAUACUAGCACUGUAAUUGGUUUGUUUGUUCCUCCUGUAGAGCAGCCGCCAUGGUUACUCCUCUCAACUCAUCUCUUCAUUUCGAUUCGCUUUCCUCCUUCACCGGUUCAUAUUGAUUUCGUUACUCUGUCAUCAAUCCCUUCUUAUCAGCUUAGAUUCGAUGGAGAAAGUGUAUAUAUAGAGGCCACCAUCAUGCAGGCGACCAUUAAUGCUAGCCAUGUGGAAGCUUUCCGACCAAAACUCGCCGCCGGUAAUAUGUACUCCCUCUCCGGUUUUGAUGUCGGCCACGUGGUCCAAAUUUUCGGUUAACUGAUUCUCCAUAUAUAGAUACAAAUGCAGAGUAGUUGAGAACAAUGAAGGUUUACGUUGAGCUACAUACGAAUGAGUUCUAGACAAUUGAACAAUAACUAUGAGGAUAGAGUAGUUGAGAACAAUAAAGGCCUGCAUGAUGCUUUGUUGGGAAGGCGUGCAAAGCAGCUUCACGCUUCUUCCUCAAAUUGUUUCUUUGAAGUAUUUGUAAAUGGAGGGAUGAAACUUACGGUUAAGGACUCUGACAUGACUGCAUAGCUUUUCAUGAAGCGUCAGCUCAAAUUUGAUGGCAUCAAGGCAAAAGGAAAACAAGAGACCCCGAAAAGCAGAGUUAAGUUUCUCAUCUCUUGCAUUCUUCUUCUAUAUGCAUCAUAAACUAUAUUUACAUGAUAAGAAUGUCAGGAAUAGUGGUGAACGACAUGAAUUGGGUACUUGACAAAUGAGUUAUAAUGCUUUUGGAUGAAUUGCAGUGAUUUGAUUUUUGACUAUGGUAUAUCUUUGGAUUCCUUUUAUGUUUUUUUGUAGAGCCUUUGAUUAUGAUACAUUUGGAUUAGAGACAUUCAUGUCUAGCAGAACACAUUUAGAGUUAGACAGAAAAAAUGUUUUCCGCUGGUUAGAUUAUUAAUAUAUUGGUAACUCUUUCUGAGGAGGUCAUUUGAAGGUUCAGUGUCCCUUUCCAGUUCUCCCAGCUGCGUUAUUAUUUUUCUUGGCUGAAAUGCGAGGACUCAAUGUGACAGGUUAGUAAUAGUAAAGCUCGAAGGUUAUUCUUUUGCUCACAUAAGAAUGGGAAGAAGCAUAGACAUUUAUAAUUAGGAAGAGAAAUAAAAUUAUGGGAGUUGAAGAUGAAGAUAACCACGGUACUGACAACAACAACAACGUUGACAAAUAUACAUUGCCCUAUGUAUGCUUCAUAUGCAGAGAGCCUUUCAUGGAUCCAAUUGUCACCAAAUAGAAAUCUUAUUUAUGUGAGAUUUGUUAUGUCUGUAUGUUAUAGUUAAGAGGAACAUGUGCCCAACCUUUCAUCAUGUAUAUAUAUUAAGAUAAAAACCACAUGUUUCUUCUAUUUUUCAAGACUCAGAUAAAGAAUACACAAAACUAAUUAACUUUUUUU
This is a messenger RNA of Eruca vesicaria subsp. sativa (arugula), 1504 nucleotides long. The record is from the annotation of a GenBank genome assembly. Lineage: Eukaryota; Viridiplantae; Streptophyta; Magnoliopsida; Brassicales; Brassicaceae.